Messenger RNA from Dacryopinax primogenitus, 339 nucleotides. RefSeq names its product tubulin binding cofactor A. The record is from RefSeq and is a predicted model, not a curated record. Gene Ontology annotation, molecular function: beta-tubulin binding. Gene Ontology annotation, cellular component: cytosol; microtubule cytoskeleton. NCBI's taxonomy places the organism in Eukaryota, Fungi, Basidiomycota, Dacrymycetes, Dacrymycetales, Dacrymycetaceae. Gene Ontology annotation, biological process: tubulin complex assembly; post-chaperonin tubulin folding pathway. The transcript is spliced from 4 exons. The coding region runs from base 1 to 339 and encodes 112 amino acids.
AUGUCAGACAGCAAGACCUUGCGUAACCAACUCCGUAUCAAGACUGGCGUCGUCAACCGACUGGGGAAGGAACAUGCGCUGUAUAUGAAAGAAGCGGAAGAGAACACGCGUAAGGUGGACACUCUUGUCAGUUCCGGCACUGCGGACGAGUGGGAUGUCAAGGCUGCUAAACGACUGCAAGACGAGUCCGGGAGGAUGAUCGUUGAUGUGAGGGAGCGGCUGGAGAAGGCAGCGGACGAUCUGAGGGAUCUUGUGGCGUCGACUGUUGGUGAGCCGGGGGUGGGGGAGAGUGAGGAAUGGGCGAAUGCGGACAAGGCACUCGAGCUGCUGGCAGCGUAA